CAUUUGCAUAAACAUUAAUUGCUCUUGUUAUCGACGGUUUACCUCUUUUAGCAAUGAGCCUUUCGAAGCUUUUUGCCUUGACAAUUUUGGCAAUUACUCUGAUUACAGUUGAGAGCGCGGAUUCUUACACGACCGCUUAUGAUAAAAUCGACUUUAAUGCGAUUUUGCGUAAUGAGAUAAUUUAUAAACGGUACCUGAAUUGUCUGCUCCAUAAAGGGCCAUGCACUGCUGAUGGGGAAGCUCUCAGAGACAUUCUACCUGACGCUUUGAUGACUGCAUGUACGAAAUGCAACCCAAAACAAAAGGAAGUAACUCGAAAGGUGGUGACAUACAUUCGGAAAUAUAAACCAGUAGAUUGGACUGCUCUUACGAACAAAUAUGACCCAGAGGGUCGUUACAAGGAUGUCAUUGAAAGUUUUGUAGAAAAUAACUAAUACUCGAGGGGAUAUGUCGAAUUAAUUAUAAUACAAUGCAAUGAAAAACAA
Molecule: messenger RNA, 485 nt
Organism: Fopius arisanus
Lineage: Eukaryota; Metazoa; Arthropoda; Insecta; Hymenoptera; Braconidae
Product: ejaculatory bulb-specific protein 3-like
Exons: 2
Coding region: 54-434 (126 amino acids)
Source: RefSeq, a predicted model, not a curated record